AUGCUGCCCACCAUCUCCGUGUCCAACGAUUGGUUUCUCAUUUCGCGUGCCUAUCGACGCGGCCGCGGCGUCCAGGUGGGCGAUAUCGUUUCGUUUGAAUCGGUGGUCGAGCCUGGUCAAAAGGCUUUCAAGAGAGUUUUGGGCUUGGAGGGGGAUUGCGUUAUGAUGGGAACGCCAGGGAGUGGGGAGACUCAGAUGAUUAGAAUUCCUGAGGGACAUUGUUGGGUAGUGGGGGAUAAUUUAGAAUGGUCAAGAGAUUCUAGGAUGUUUGGUCCAAUACCUUUGGCUUUGAUUAAGGGGAAAAUCAUCGCUAGAGUACUACCGUGGAGCGAGAGAAAAUGGUUUGAGAAUGAUUUGCGACCAGUGGCAGAUGACCAUUGA
Molecule: messenger RNA, 381 nt
Organism: Botrytis byssoidea
Lineage: Eukaryota; Fungi; Ascomycota; Leotiomycetes; Helotiales; Sclerotiniaceae
Exons: 2
Coding region: 1-381 (126 amino acids)
Cellular component (GO): mitochondrial inner membrane peptidase complex; membrane
Molecular function (GO): serine-type endopeptidase activity
Source: RefSeq, a predicted model, not a curated record